Penicillium macrosclerotiorum is the source of this 1899-nucleotide messenger RNA. RefSeq names its product putative very-long-chain acyl-CoA synthetase family protein (CefD1). Gene Ontology annotation, molecular function: long-chain fatty acid transmembrane transporter activity; long-chain fatty acid-CoA ligase activity. Bases 1 to 1899 code for a protein of 632 amino acids. NCBI's taxonomy places the organism in Eukaryota, Fungi, Ascomycota, Eurotiomycetes, Eurotiales, Aspergillaceae. The record is from RefSeq and is a predicted model, not a curated record. The transcript is spliced from 4 exons.
AUGGAUCUGGGUACCGCCGCUGCUGCGCUCGCCGGGGGGGCGACUGUGGCCGCAUAUCUCAAUGCCAAAUUCCACAUCAAGAAAGAUGUAUCGGCAUUAUGGGCCCUGAAGAGGGCGGAGCGUAUUUACUCCUCGGCCCUCGCAAGAGAACAGGGGAAUCCAUGGUUUGUCUUCCUUGAAACAGUGAAACGAUACCCAGACAUGACUUGUCUAUGGACUCGGGAGCGAUCUUAUACAUACCGCGAGGUUCUGGAACAGGCCUGUCAAUAUGCAAAUUUCUUCUUGGAGAGUGGCGUGCAGAAGGGCGACCUGGUGGGGUUCUAUCUACAGAAUCGGGCAGAGUUUAUCAUCGCCUGGAUAGCCCUCUGGAGUAUUGGAUGUGCGCCUGCCGCUAUCAACUAUAAUCUGACUGGAGACGCGCUUGUGCAUUGUUUGAAGAUCAGCGGUGCUAAGAUCACCAUCGUGGAUGAGGAUCCUAUCUGCACCGCUCGAAUAGAGGAGUGCAACCACAUCCUCUCUGGGGAACUGGGGAUGAAGAUGAUGACUUUAGACGAGUCACUCAAGGCCACUAUCCGCGCUUCACCAGCUACAUUGCCUCCGAAAGACCUUGCUAUGAAAAUGAGUGGUGAAUUCCCAUCUAUCCUUCUGUAUACUUCUGGGACAACGGGCAUGCCAAAGGGCUGUGCUUUCACCAUGGCACGACUCUACACUACGCUUUAUCUUCGUCGACACUCUUUAGGCGACAAAGAUGGCCCUGAUGGGGACCGUUGGUAUAGUUGCAUGCCUCUAUACCAUGGAACCGCUGCUAUGAGUCUCAUUUCGUGUCUGGUGGUAGGCGUUAGCAUCGCGCUGGGGCCCAAGUUCAGUGUUCGAAACUUCUGGAAAGAUGUGCGCGAUUCAGAGUCAACCUACUUCGUUUAUGUCGGAGAGACAGCUCGCUAUCUACUCGCGCCGCCGCCAUCCCCUGACGAUCGUAAUCAUAAGGUGCGAUGCAUGUAUGGGAAUGGGCUGCGCCCUGAUGUCUGGGAGCAGUUCCGAGAGCGGUUUGGCGUUCCUGAAGUUGGUGAAUUCUUCAAUAGCACCGAGGGCAUCUUCAGUCUCUUCAACUACAAUCGCGGCCCCUUUACUGCCGGUAGUGUUGGCCACCACGGACUUCUCGUACGGGGCUUGAUGCAUAAUGUUUUUGUGCCGGUCUCUAUCGACCCGGAGACAGGCGAUAUCCUCCGAAACUCCGAUACUGGAUUUGCAGUCCGUGCUCCCUAUGAUCAAGGAGGAGAGAUUUUAGUGAGCAUUCCAAAUAAGCAGGCCUUCCAAGGAUACUGGCAAAACGACAAUGCAACCGAAAAGAAGUUUUUGCGUGAUGUGUUCAAGAAGGGCGACUUGUAUUACCGCUCAGGUGAUGCUCUACGUCGCCAAAGUGAUGGUCGAUGGUACUUCCUUGACCGCCUAGGUGAUACAUUUCGCUGGAAGAGUGAGAAUGUGGCCACUGCCGAGGUAUCCGAAGUCAUUGGGAAGUUCCCAGGCGUUCAAGAAGCAAAUGUCUACGGCGUCCGCCUGCCCAAUCAUGAAGGGCGUGCCGGGUGUGCAGCCCUACAGAUCAGUCCCGAAGCUCGCCAAACUUUUGACUUCGCCGCGCUGGCGCGUUUUGCACGAUCGAAGCUGCCGCGCUACGCUGUACCUAUCUUCCUUCGUAUUGUGGACAACCCUACUCAUAUCCACAAUCAUAAGCAGAACAAGGUGCCGCUACGCGAGGAGGGUGUGGACCCUGAACUAAUCGGCACAAAGGUGACAGAUGGACAGGGUGAUCAUUUCUUGUGGGUCGCUCCCGGCAAUCAGGAGUAUACGCCCUUUGGAAAGCAGGAGUGGCAGAAGAUUUCUGAUGGCAGUGCCCGGUUGUAG